CGCGGGGUUCGGUGUUCGAGUCCCGGGGAUGAUACAUCUGGCACACUUCUCGCCUUUCGAGCGCUUUCUCUUUUUGUAGCCUGGCAGAAUCUGCAGUCUGCAGCCACAAAGACGGCAGGAAUUCAGCCUCACCAAAAAAGAGAAGAAGAAGAAAAAAAAAAGAAGUAAAAAAAAAAAGUCCCGCUCGGCACCUGCGCGCGUCUCACCUGCGCCGCCAUGCCAGAGACCAGGCAGGAGGCUCCGGCCAAGGACUCGCCCUUCUUCAUCAAGAACCUCCUCAGCUGCGACAACAAGCCCGCCAAGCCCAAGCCGGUGCUGGCCGCCUCCAAGGCCCUGGAGGCGGCCGGAGGAUUCUCCCUGGCCCAGAUGGCCGACUUCGGCUUCCCUCGCUUCGAACUGCCGGCGCAGAGGUUCACUCUGCCGGCCCACUACCUGGAGCGCACGUCGGCCUGGUGGUACCCUUACGCCCUCAACUCAUCUGCACACAUCCACAGAAGUGAAGUCGCAGACAAGCUGUCCGCCAGAGACUCGUCCCCCACAUCUGGCACAGACCGAGACUCUCCAGAACUGGUCCUGAAGUCCGAGGCCGAGGCCAAGGACGAGGACGACGACGACGAGCAGGCGGCCUGCAAAAGCGGCGACGAGAUCAUCCUGGAGGAGAGCGACUCGGAGGAGCCCAAGAAGGACGCGGACGAGGACAAGAAGCCGUGCCGCAAGAAGAAGACGCGCACGGUCUUCUCGCGCAGUCAAGUCUUCCAGCUGGAGUCCACCUUCGACAUGAAGCGCUACCUCAGCAGCUCGGAGCGCGCCGGCCUGGCCGCCUCCUUGCACCUGACCGAGACCCAGGUCAAGAUCUGGUUCCAGAACCGCAGGAACAAGUGGAAGCGGCAGCUGGCGGCGGAGCUGGAGGCCGCCAACCUCAGCCACGCCACGGCGCAGAGGAUAGUCCGGGUGCCCAUCCUCUACCACGAGAACUCGGCCUCGGAGGGCGGCGGCGUGGCCUCCUCCUCCUCCUCGGUUCCCGCCAGCCAGCCGCUGCUCACCUUCCCGCACCCCGGCGUCUACUACUCGCACCCCAUCGUCACCUCCGUGCCCCUGCUGAGACCCGUCUGAGACCCCCACCCACCCCACUAAAAACUCUAUUUUUAUACUCUAUAUUUUUCCCAUCACAUAUUAUUAUUAUUAUUAUUAUUAUGAUAGUUUCAUCUCAGGAGUCUACCUGCUCACACUGCCUAAAGAGUGUCUUUUAUUUAUUUUUAUUUUUUAUUUUUUUAUUGUCAUCUUGUUUAC
This is a messenger RNA of Nerophis lumbriciformis (worm pipefish), 1290 nucleotides long. It is a transcript of the gene hmx3a, whose product is annotated as H6 family homeobox 3a. Gene Ontology annotation, biological process: regulation of transcription by RNA polymerase II. Gene Ontology annotation, molecular function: RNA polymerase II transcription regulatory region sequence-specific DNA binding; DNA-binding transcription factor activity, RNA polymerase II-specific. Lineage: Eukaryota; Metazoa; Chordata; Actinopteri; Syngnathiformes; Syngnathidae. The record is from RefSeq and is a predicted model, not a curated record. Gene Ontology annotation, cellular component: nucleus.